Messenger RNA from Plodia interpunctella (Indianmeal moth), 1532 nucleotides. It is a transcript of the gene Sou, whose product is annotated as Souji. Gene Ontology annotation, biological process: proteasome-mediated ubiquitin-dependent protein catabolic process. NCBI's taxonomy places the organism in Eukaryota, Metazoa, Arthropoda, Insecta, Lepidoptera, Pyralidae. Bases 177 to 1355 code for a protein of 392 amino acids. The record is from RefSeq and is a predicted model, not a curated record. Gene Ontology annotation, cellular component: cytoplasm; GID complex; nucleus. The transcript is spliced from 8 exons. Gene Ontology annotation, molecular function: protein binding; ubiquitin protein ligase activity.
UGCUUUUGACAUUUGGUUGACUUCUUGUCGAGCAAAAUGUCUAUUUUCGUGUGAUUAUUGUUAUUAUUGCCAAUUUAACACAAAUCAACUUGUUUACAGAAUAUACUGUAUAUAAUUUAGAUUCUGUGAUCCAAUUCAACAAAGGAAGCUAGCCUAGCAUUAUUAAAAUCUUGAAGAUGGAUUCAUGCAUUGGUGUUGAACAAGAUUUAGACAAAGCACUCUCAAAAUUUAAUUCUUUGAAUGAACACACAGACAGAGUUUUACAUGAUGUGAUAGAGCAGGUACAGAAUUUGAAGAGAGAAAUUGCAAAACAGCCAACCAACACUCCUCUAAGCCAGACACAGGCGAUGGUAGUGGGCGAGCUGGCAUCUAGGGUUAAGCAGACUGUGUUCCAGAUGUCUACAGAACAUAGAGAACUACAUGCCACAGUAUCACGGGUUGGGAAAUCAAUAGACAGACACUUCAUAGCAGACUAUGGUUCUGUGGCUCCGAAGGCUGAGUCUUUCUGUUCUGACACCAACAGGCCAAUCAUGGAGCAGGCUAUUGCACAACAUUUAUAUAGACAGGGUUUAGAGGAAGUUGGCGAUGCGUUUGUCGCCGAGGCUAAGAUAGCCGCCGUCGAGCGAACAUGCACAUUCGCGUUGUUGCAACGUUGUGCAGCCGCCCUGAUGGAGGGCGACCCAUCCCAGGCGCUGCAGUGGGCCGAGCAGCGGGCGCAGGACUUGGUGCAUUCGCCGCUGCCCUUCACGUUGCAUAGGAUGCAGGCGUUGAAGCUGGGCCGCGAGGUGGGCGUGGGCGCGGCCAUAGAGUACGCGCGCGCGGUGUUCCCGGGCCACGCGGAGCGACACUCGCGGCAGCUGCAGGCGAGCGUGUGCGCGCUGGCCUGGUGUACGCCGCGCGCGCCGCCGCCGCCCGCCGUCUACCAACAUCUGCUGGACCCUCUGGCGCUGGGCGCGGAAGCAGCCGAGCUAUUCAUCCGCGAAGCUUGCUCUCUUCUACGUUUGGCGCCACUGUCGCCCGUCGCAGGCGCAGUGCUAGCCGGCGCACGAGUGUUGCCCGCUCUACACGACAUCAGAGCGAAGAUGACACACCCCCAUGUUAUUGCUGCGUGGGCUGAUGAUGAGUUGCCGCUUGAGGUGGACCUGGGCGAGGACGGCGGCGGCUACCACUCGGUGUUCGCGUGCCCGAUCCUGCGGCAGCAAGCGUCGGAGCAGAACCCGCCCAUGCGGCUGCUGUGCGGACACGUCAUCUCCAGAGACGCGCUCAACAAACUCGCCAUGGCCGCCAAACUGAAAUGCCCCUACUGCCCCAUGGAACAGGCCCCUGCUGAAGCGAGACAGAUAUAUUUCUCUUGAAGCUGAUGACAAUAAAUAUUCCUAACAAUACGAAUAAGUGUGAGCAACAGACUAUAUUACAAUAGGAUUUAUAUUCAUGUGAACUAGACAGCAUUAUUGUUAUUUUAAGAUAAAUAUAUUAACUGGACUGUAGAAGCAAAGCUUUGUUCUUUUUUGUAAUAAAAAUGUCAAAAUAUU